UCACUGACGCUAGUGGAGUGAAAGAGUGGUCAGGAACGAGUGAGUUUGAGUGCACACGCUACAGAGAGUGUUCCCGAUCUAACCUGUCUUUUCAUACUUUCAUACAGUCUCACACCGACACGAGAGAAAAAUAACAGGUGCAGCCCCUCAGAUGUGCGGGAACCUUCAGACACAAGAACACAGAGAAGAUAGACAGAACCAUACACUGUGUGCACAAUUAUUAGAUUUUCAGAUGCAUACUGGGAUGAAAACUCUGGCGAUGAUGAUGAUGAUGAUGAUGUCGUCAUAUUCAGCACUUUCAGAUCAAAGUUUAAAGUGUUAUAAUGAUUAUUACAACACCUUCACAUGUGUUUGGGACACCUCAAAUCUGGACGUGAUCCCUCCGAUCCGACCCGAGACCGAAUGCUGGAUUACAGUAUCAGUUGAGAAGAAGUCAACUCGUUUGAGUAAUUUGGAGAAAAAGGAAGCGGCUUUGAUUGCAGACCCGAUGCAGCCUCACAUACGCUCUGCAACCGUGGUCUUUCAAAGCAAGAGAGGUAUAAUUAUUUCAGUAGCCGAAUUGCAUGAAGAAGUCCGGUGUAAAAACUACACGAAUCCUGUGGCUGAAAUAGCAAAACAUAAAGCAGAAGUUAGUGCUGUGAAAGUGGCUCCUCCUCAGAAAGUGGACGUUCACGGGGGCAAUGUUUCUUGGAGUUGGGAUUCUUUAAAACCCUUUUUAGAUGCUGAGUUUGGGGUCCAGUACAGAUCUGCUGCUCAGAGCUGGAAGGAUGUGGAGGAGAUUAUCAUAAAAACUACAGAACCUGAAUUGGAGCUGCCAAAGGACAAUUUACUCUUAAAUCAUCAGUAUGUGAUCAGGGUGAGAGUCAGGUAUGAUCUGCCCAAUGCUGUGUGGAGCGACUGGAGUGAAGAGUACAGCUGGACGUCUGAUGUGGGUCAGACACCCCAAACAGCAGGUUUAAAGUGUUAUAAUGAUUAUUACAACACCUUCACAUGUGUUUGGGACACCUCAAAUCUGGACGUGAUCCCUCCGAUCCGACCCGAGACCGAAUGCUGGAUUACAGUAUCAGUUGAGAAGAAGUCAACUCAUUUGAGUAAUUUGGAGAAAAAGGACGCAACUUUGAUUGCAGACCCGAUGCAGCCUCACAUACGCUCUGCAACCGUGGUCUUUCAAAACAAGAGAGGUAUAAUAAUUUCAAUAGCCGAAUUGCAUGAAGAAGUCCGGUGUAAAAACUACACAAAUCCUGUGGCUGAAAUAGCAAAACAUAAAGCAGCAGUUAGUGCUGUGAAAGUGGCUCCUCCUCAGAAAGUGGACGUUCACGGGGGCAAUGUUUCUUGGAGUUGUGAUUCUUUAAUACCCUUUUUAGAUGCUGAGUUUGGGGUCCAGUACAGAUCUGCUGCUCAGAGCUGGAAGGAUGUGGAGGAGAUUAUCGUAAAAACUACAGAACCUGAAUUGGAGCUGCCAAAGGACGAUUUACUCUUAAAUCAUCAGUAUGUGAUCAGGGUGAGAGUCAGGUAUGAUCUGCCCAAUGCUGUGUGGAGCGACUGGAGUGAAGAGUACAGCUGGACGUCUGAUGUGGGUCAGACACCCCAAACAGCAGGUAACACACACCUGUCUGACAUCAUCGUGUAGAGGAUUUGUCUUAGUGGGUUUGUGUGAUGCAGAUGCAGUCACAAAGGACCACUUCCUGUUUCUUUUCACUAAAAUUCUACCAUUCAGUUUACAUGGAACGACUCUAAACUAUAUGUUUAGAAAAUGAUUCCUUUCAGAUGAGAUGACUUAUAACAUUCUUCUCCCUGAAUAUUAUCGUAAUAUAUCAUUUCUAUUUGUAAGAUGUUUGGCAGCAGGGACAUUAAGGCUAAAAUGAGACCGAAACAAGUAAAACGUUCUUUUGAGUUGCUUGCACUUAUCACAGUUAUUGGCUUAUUGUUUAUUAUAUUUUUUAAGGCUGCUCCGAUCAUGAUCGACCGAUCAUUAAUGCGCAUCUCGUCAGUAAAGCCGGUUCUCUAA
Messenger RNA from Carassius auratus (goldfish), 2008 nucleotides. RefSeq names its product interleukin-3 receptor class 2 subunit beta-like. The transcript has 13 exons. Gene Ontology annotation, biological process: immunoglobulin mediated immune response; cytokine-mediated signaling pathway. Gene Ontology annotation, cellular component: membrane; external side of plasma membrane. Bases 152 to 1630 code for a protein of 492 amino acids. The record is from RefSeq and is a predicted model, not a curated record. NCBI's taxonomy places the organism in Eukaryota, Metazoa, Chordata, Actinopteri, Cypriniformes, Cyprinidae. Gene Ontology annotation, molecular function: cytokine receptor activity; protein binding.